Volvox carteri f. nagariensis is the source of this 1227-nucleotide messenger RNA. RefSeq lists its product as uncharacterized. Gene Ontology annotation, biological process: tRNA methylation. The transcript has 7 exons. Lineage: Eukaryota; Viridiplantae; Chlorophyta; Chlorophyceae; Chlamydomonadales; Volvocaceae. The record is from RefSeq and is a predicted model, not a curated record. Bases 1 to 1227 code for a protein of 408 amino acids.
AUGUCCUCGACGGCAACUGCAACCAGAUCGAAGCAUGAUAACCCUGAGCCAGGUCGUUGCAGCUUUUUCCUCGGUGGACGAAAAGCUAGAUUCUGCAGAUCUUUGGCAGUUUCCGGCAAACGAUUCUGCGGAAACCAUUUGCAUGUUUGCGACCCUAGUGCAGCAAUUGCUGCGCCACAGCGCGUCCCCUGUCCCUUGGAUCCAAACCACACGGUCCUCCUCUCCGAGCUGGAACUCCACGUCACCAAACGGUGCACUGCCCUCGCGUUGGCGAUUCAUGACCGGGCGCAACCUCACUUCCUGGAGGACGUCAACGCGGGUAGCGAUAUAGACCCGGACCUUCCACCACCACUACCACCACCACCACCACCACCACCGUUGGCCUCCACGACGGCGGCGGCGGCGGCGGGCGUCACAGCCGCCGCCGUCGCUGCUGCCGCGAGGGGUCGAGCGGCGCAGCGGUCGGCGCUGGCCCGGAGCCUGGGGGAGGAGGCGUUCAUGUCGCUGCUGGCGAGGCCCCCGCUCCCCCCGACGGGGGUGGGGAUGGGGGUGAGGGUGAUGCGGCCGUCGGAGUGCGAGGGGAUGCUGUCAGCGCCCUCGCAGUACAGACCCUUUGACCUCAAGCACGGCCUCCAACAGGCGUCAAUUAUCGGUGCGUGUGGUGGUGCCGGUGUUGCGGUUGUGGAGAUGGGGGCGGGUAAGGGCUACCUGGGGGCGACCCUGGCGGAGUGCUGCGGGGUGCGGCGCCUGGUGGUGACGGACGUCAAGUCGGCGUUUAAACACAAGCCAGGUAAUGAGGACGUGCUCGUCCCGGCGCAACACACGACGGUGGCGGCGGAAGGCAAAACGCCGGGUGGGACGGUUGUCUCCCUCCCUGUCGAUGAGGAGGCGGAGGCGGAGGCGGUGACGGCGGCGGCGGCAGAAUCCGCCCCCUUCGACCCCGUCUUCAGAAUUCCUCGGGCCGUACGCAUGGCAUUGGGCCAGAAAUGCAAACAGUUGAUCGAUGCCGGGCGGUUGGAAUGGCUGCAACGGCGGUUUCGGAGAGCAGAGAUGGUGUCGUACAUUGGCCCGGAGGUUACGGGUGAGAACCGGUUGCUGUUGGCUGUACAUCCGGUAGAUGUACGGCAGGAUGGUGGUGCCGGCGAAAUCGACGUCGGUGAUGGCGAUGAAGUUUCAUCAUCAUCAUCAUCACAUCACCACAUUCAUCGACUACAUCACCACAUCUAA